UGAGCUCAUGCCUGUAUCAGUAGUAUAGCACAGUAGAAAGAAAGCAGAAGUUGCCUCGCAAUUUUGCACUUGAGGGAUCAUUUACAUAGUUGUGGGCCCGUAGUGAGUCUAUAUGCACACGGAGGUGGCUGAUACAGCUGGAGUCAGUGGUCGUCACUUCUUUUGGAGUUGUAUAGUGAACUGUAGCCUUCACUGCACAAGAUGGCUUUGGGCACAACUUACCAACACAAGCUGGCUGAAAAGCUCAUGAUACUAAAUGACAGAGGGAAAGGAGUAUUGAUCCGCAUCUAUAACAUCAAAAAGACAUGUUCAGAUACCAAGACAAAACCUCCCUAUUUCACAGAGAAGUCUAUGGAAUCAUCUCUAAAAUACAUCAACAAGAAGUUCCCAAGCAUCGAUGUUCGAAGCAGUACGCAACAUCUCGGACCAGUGCACAAAGACAAAACAGAGAUAGUGAAAAGUCUUACUGGCUAUUACCUGACAUUUGUGGAUGUAAUGGAAUUUCGGGAUCAUGUGUAUGAGUUGCUGAACACAAUUGAUGCUUGCCAGUGUUACUUUGAUAUUAAUGUAAACUACACCUUCACUAAGAAUUACCUUGACCUGAUAGUGACUUACUUCUCCGUCAUUCUGCUAAUGUCACGGAUUGAAGAUAGAAAAACGCUAGUUGCUCUUUACCACUGUGCCCUUGAAAUGCUACAAAGCCACAGUGAUCCAUCAUAUGCCCGUCUGGGGCAGAUGUUACUGGAGUAUGACAGCCCAUUGAAAAAGUUAAGUGAAGAAUUUGGACCUCAUACUAAGACAGUAACUAAUGCCUUGAUGUCCACGCACUUCCUCUUCUGUCGGAGAUCUCAUUCAGGAGAACAAUGGAGAGGGGCUCAACUGUUCAGUCUUCUUAGCAAUCCUGCAGCAAUGAUUUCCCCAUGUACCUCAGACAUGAUGCCCUGUGAAUAUUUACCUUUUGAGACCAUGGAAAGAUGGAUCCUGAUUGGGUUUCUGCUAUCACACAGUGCAUUGAAUGCACACCAGGCAAGCUUAGAGCUUUGGAAAUUGGCUCUUCAGGGCUCUCACUGUAUCACAUUGAUCCGGGAUGAUGUUCUGCUAAUACACCGUGUUACUGAGGACUUCUUUGGCAGCAUAAAAGGGUAUGGGAAACGUGUGGCAGACGUGAAGGAAUGCAAAGAAAAUUUCAUGAUGCACAGCGGACAGUUUCAUCGCGCCAGACGUGCAUUUCUCAGGGGGGCAGUAAAGGAGCUGGAAACCAUUCUAUCAGAUGAGCCUGGCCUGCUGGGCCCCAAGGCUCUGUAUGUAUUUAUGGCUUUAUCCUUUUGCCGCAAUGAGAUUAACUGGCUGGUUCGACAUGCUGAGAACGUCACCAAAACUAAGACCCCAGAAGACUACAUUGAUGUACAUAUAGCUGAAUUGAUGUUUUGUAUGGAGCAGCUACGGACACUGGUGAGGAAGCACCAGUCCAUCAUUCAGAGAUAUCACAUCCAAUACCUGGCAAAAUUUGAUGCUUUGGUUCUUAGUGACAUCAUACAGAAUCUGACUGUUUGUCCAGAGGAGGAAUCUGUAAUUAUGUCCUCAUUUGUAAGCACCCUAUCAGCACUGAAUGUGAAGCAAGUUGACAACAAGGAGACAUUUGAUUUUAGAGCUUUAAGGCUUGAUUGGUUCCGGCUGCAGGCAUAUACCAGUGUAUCAAAAGCUCCACUGUCUUUGCGUGACAACCCAGACCUGGGCAAAGUGAUGAACCUCAUCAUGUUUCACACCUGGAUGCUGGACUCUGUGGAAGAGCUACUUACCGAGACCUCUGACCUCUCCAUAUUUUGUUUUCAUGUUCGCACAUUUGAGAAGAUGCUGUUAUUAUCAUUGGACGAGCCGUCCGCUAUGCGUUACUCCAUUUCCUUCCCGUUGGCUUGUGCUCACUUCUCAAGUUGCACCCAUGAGAUGUGCCCAGAGGAGUACCCCCAUCUGAAGACCUGCAGCCUAGGGCUGUGUAACAACUUUCUAGAUGAAAUCAGCAAGCAGGCCAGCAUCUGUAUCAUGGACAUCUGUGCAGAGCAGAGUAACCUCUCUGAGAAGUUGCUGCCAAAGCACUGUGCCACGACUAUCAGCAAAGCCAGGAACAAGAGACUGAAAAAGCCACCACCCAAGAAAGCAGAACCUGAGAAAGAAAAACCAGGAGCAGAAAGCCAACGUAAAGACCGCAGCGUGACCACAAACAUGGACAAACUACAUCUGACUCUCUGUGAACUGUCCAUGUCUUUAAACCAUGUAAGGAGUAUUCUGGUGUUUGAGCAUGUGAUCACCCCAGCCGAGUACCUCAGCUCUAACUUAGAGAUGCGACUCAGUCGGGCCUUGGUGUCAUUAUUGAACUGGAAUCCAACCACACAUGAGAUCCAGCGCCCCUCAGAGGUCCUGAGUGGAAUACGAUCUUACCUUUGCACUCUGCAGUCUGUUGCCCAUGUAGUAAAUAUUGAUAUCACACACUCUAUCCGGAACACCAUGCUGCAGCAGUCACAGCCGACAGAUGCUUCAGGAGAGCAAACCAUUGCUUCACUAUACAACAACUGGUACUUGGAAUGUCUCCUUCGCCAAGCUAGCACAGGGCUAAUUGUGUAUUCUCCAAGAAUGAAAUGCUUUAUGGAUCUACCAGCAGAAAUCAGCAGGGAACAAGGCCUGAAUGCUGAGGAGUACACAGAUGUUUCAGAACUGAAAGCUUUGGCUGAAAUGAUUGGUCCAUUUGGGAUGAAGUUUCUGAGUGAGAACCUUAUGUGGCAUGUAACAUCUCAAAUUGCAGAGUUAAAGAAACUUGUUGUGGAGAAUAUGGAUGUGUUGGUACAAAUCAGAUCCAACUUCAGCAAUGCCGAGCUGAUGCCGUCUCUGUUAGCCAAACUGAGCUCUCCGGAAAGCUUGCUGAAAAGAAUGACCAUCAUUGGAGUGAUCUUGUCUUUCCGUUCACUGGCUCUGGAAGGCCUUAGAGAGGUUUUCACCCAGCACUGUCCUAACCUGAUGGGUCCAAUUGAGUACCUAAAGGAUUUUGUCACUCCUGACCUUGACAUACAGGUGACUCUUAGUAUUUUUGAGUUGGCGACCUCAGCUGGCAUCCCCUGUGAAGUUGACCCCAGUUUGGUGGUGGCUCUGUCAAACAUGAAAACAGAAAGCUCAUCCCUGGAGGAAGAAUACAAGGUGGCCUGUUUGCUGCAGGUGUUUCUGGCAGUCUGUCUACCACUGCUGGCCUCUGAUCCCAUGUGCUUUUACAAUAUUGAAAAUGAUGGUUACAAUAACAACAGUCAUUGCUUGGCCAAGGCUAUCAUUCAGGUCUCAGCUGCCUUCUUCACUAUAUACCAUAAGAACAUUGAGACCCACCUCAAGGAAUUCUUGCUGAUGGCAUCAGGGAGCCUGCUACACCUCGGGGAGGAAACAGACAAACUAAAAGCCAGAUACAGAGAGUCUAUUUUACUUCUGCUUCAUCUUAUUGUUGAGGAGUCCUCGUUCCUUACUGUAGACAUGCUGGAAUCCUGCUUUCCAUAUGUGUUACUCCGAAAUGCCUACCAUGAAGUCCACCGGACCUUUUCCACUAUGACAUUAUCUUGAUUAUUACUUAUUAUCGUCUUUUGUGGUGCUACUGACUGUCGGCCUAAUUCAUAUUUGUACGCAUAUGCAGAAUGGGUCUUGCGAUGUCACUCGCAGACCCCUGUCAGCUGCAGCAUGAUUGAUAUGCUGCAGUAUUUGGGGGCAGCACCUGGCACCAUUCUUCAAAACGGGGGCAUCUCAUCCCUAUUUUGAAAGCAUUAGCAUUUUAAAUACACGGAAUUGCACAGAUGCUUCCUUGCGGCUGUGCGGUUCCAUACAAUCAUGAAUUAGGCCCUAUGUUACCAGCAUACAGUACUGUAUACUCUUUCCCAAGCAGGCACCAGAUAAGCUUUACAAUGUGUAGAGUACUAACACUUGCAAGAAUUGCCUUCCAUACAGGUAAAUGUGAGCAGCAGUACCUGAGGCUGAAUUCCAGUCUCUGCUGCCAGUGUGCAGAAUAAUGUGAUCAUAUUCUUACAGGACUACCAAUGUGUAAUAGGUAACCUGUUUAUGUGCAGUAUAUAUCUGUUAUAUAGCUAAACUAGUGUAUUUAGUGAGCGCUACGGCAAAAUAUAAACAUCAAAACACAAAGGAUUUUCUAUCGAUUAUGGUCAACUUCAGCCAGAGUAAAUCUCAUGCUACAUUGCUUUCAAAAAGCCAAAGUUGUAAUUGUUUUUUACAUUCUUAUUUGUUUUUCCGAACACUCAACUGAUAUCUAUUACACUGAGACGCACUUACUAAAUGAUAUAAAUUGUAACAGAGCAAAAAUAAGGCUAUUGCAGACAUCAAUGAGCCGCAACGUACCAUCUUGAGAAGGCAUCUUGUCACUGUUUUAUGUUCUUGGAAUUUUCUAAUUCGCUUGCAUACAUUAAUUCUACAGAUGAGCUAAUGCGUAGGAUUUGUUUUUCACCUAAUUUCACAAGUACUGUACUUUCAUCUACAAUAAUAGCUCUGGAACAAUAUCUUGUGCAAUCUUCCUUUAAAUAAAGCUUCA
This is a messenger RNA of Pseudophryne corroboree (corroboree frog), 4567 nucleotides long. It is a transcript of the gene NCKAP1L, whose product is annotated as NCK associated protein 1 like. The record is from RefSeq and is a predicted model, not a curated record. Bases 202 to 3594 code for a protein of 1130 amino acids. Gene Ontology annotation, biological process: neuron projection morphogenesis; cell projection assembly; cell migration. Gene Ontology annotation, cellular component: SCAR complex. The transcript is spliced from 31 exons. Lineage: Eukaryota; Metazoa; Chordata; Amphibia; Anura; Myobatrachidae.